This is a messenger RNA of Trichoderma gamsii, 1383 nucleotides long. RefSeq lists its product as hypothetical. Bases 1 to 1383 code for a protein of 460 amino acids. Gene Ontology annotation, biological process: proteolysis. Gene Ontology annotation, molecular function: protein binding; aspartic-type endopeptidase activity. NCBI's taxonomy places the organism in Eukaryota, Fungi, Ascomycota, Sordariomycetes, Hypocreales, Hypocreaceae. The record is from RefSeq and is a predicted model, not a curated record. The transcript is spliced from 2 exons.
AUGCGAAGCAGACUGGAGGACGGAAUUAACAUGAAGCGUUUUACUAGGCGCAUCACACUCAACGUCUUCAAUCCUCAGGGAGGAGACCAGGAUAGCCUGGUGACCCUCGAGGUUUUCUCCGACAUGACCGUCUCUACCCUACGCGAAUCUGUCCAGGCCGAGGCGGGCAUUCCUCCGGCAGCGCAGCACAUCUAUCACAACGGCCGACUCAUCUCGGAGGAUACCAAGACCAUGGAACAGCUGCAGAUCGGCGAUGGUGACAUGCUGGCCGUCCAUGUCCGGGAUAUGCGAGGCAGCACCGGCCCCCCGGAGCCAUCAGGGCAGGCUCGAGCUGCGGCUCGCCAACAGCAAAGCGCCGCUUCCGCCGCAGCUGGAGGUGGAAACGACACUGAAAUGCUUCGUCUUCAGAUUCUGGGUGACCCCGCCGUCAGACAGCAGCUGUCCAGGCAGCAUCCGGAGCUCGCCGCAGCCGUCGAAGAUCCCGCGCAGUUUCGAAGAAUCUUCCUUGACAGCCAGGACCGAGAGCGCAGAGAGCGAGAGAUGCGUCAGAGAGAGAUUGAAAGGCUGAACGAAGACCCCUUCAACGUGGAAAACCAGAGGAGGAUCGAGGAGAUGAUCCGCCAGGAAAGGGUCAUGGAGAACCUGCAAAAUGCCAUGGAGCACAACCCCGAAGUCUUUGGCCGCGUUCACCUGCUUUACGCCAAUGUGGAGGUCAACGGUCACAAGGUUAAGGCGCUUGUCGACUCAGGCGCGCAGGCCACCAUCAUGUCGCCGUCGUGCGCCGAGGCCUGCGGAAUCAUGCGCCUGGUGGAUAAGCGGUUUGCUGGUGUAGCCAGGGGUGUUGGAACGGCUACCAUCAUUGGUCGCGUUCACUCAGCCCAGAUCAAGAUUGGCAAUUUGUUCCUGCCCUGCAGCUUUACGGUGAUGGAGGGCAAGUCGGUUGAGCUGCUUCUUGGCCUGGAUAUGCUCAAGAGAUACCAAGCCCACAUCGACUUGGCAAAGGACAAACUCAUCAUCCAAGGCCAGGAGAUCUCUUUCCUCGGAGAAGCCGAGAUUCCAAAGGAGGAGGAGGAAGCCGCCGUUCAAGAACCUACUAUACCAGGUCCAGCGGGUACUGCCAUUGGCCAAAGAUCUGGAGCUGUCAUGCCGGUGCAAGAUGCCCCAUCGCAAACCUCUUCACAGCCUGCAGCCCAAGCACAAGCACGGCCACCGCAGUCGGCGGCUCCCGCUCAACCGGCAGCUCCGGCAUCAGCGGCAGCCGGCGUAACCCCAGCCCAUAUCGACAGUCUCAUGUCCAUGGGAGCUACGAGGGAGCAGGCGAUCCAGGCCCUUCAGGCCGCUGAGGACAACGUUGAUAUGGCGGCCAGCUUAAUCUUCUUUUAA